AUGAGCAGAUGGCGGCGGAUCGGGGCGGCGCGCGGAGGCUCCCGCGGGGCUCGCCAGCUGCUGCCGCUCUCGCAGCUGCCCCCGCUCCACGCCACCGACGGGCAGGCGUGCUUGCUCUCCGAGGCGCAGCGCGCGCGGCUCAUCGCCCAGCUUCCGCCCUCCCUCUCGCUGUGCGCCUGGGAGUUGCUGCACUCGACGGAGCGCGACGGCUGCUCGCUCGCCCUCGCGUACCGCAAGCUCGAGAAGGCCGGCCCGACGGUGCUGCUCGUGCUCGACGCUGCGGGGUGCGUGUUUGGCGGCUUCGCCUCCUCCUCGUGGCACGUCUCCUCGCACUACUUUGGGACGGGCGAGUCCUUCCUCUUUGCGGCGCGGCCCGAGUGGGCCGUCUACCCGUGGUCCGCCGCAAACUCGCACUUCCUGCUCGGCUCGCCCGACUCGAUCGGCUUUGGCGGCGGCGGCAGCUUCGGCCUCUGGCUGGACGAGUCGUUUGAGUUCGGCUCGAGCGGACGCUGUGACACCUUCGCCAACGAGCCGCUCGCGGCGUCGCGCGAUUUUCGCGUGAUCGCGUGCCAGUUUUGGGGCUUCAAUGCGAUGCACGAGAGUCCGCACUUGCCCCACGAGAGCAGCCCUACCUCACCGAUGCACGCAAUCGGCGAGCCGCCCCGCACCUCUCGGCACCUCUCGUGGUCCGGCGAUGGCUCGUCCGCGAGCCGCCGGCUGAUGCAAAGGACAUAG
Molecule: messenger RNA, 735 nt
Organism: Emiliania huxleyi CCMP1516
Lineage: Eukaryota; Haptophyta; Isochrysidales; Noelaerhabdaceae
Exons: 1
Coding region: 1-735 (244 amino acids)
Source: RefSeq, a predicted model, not a curated record